GCCCCUGCUGCAUCCUCUGGUUCAGGGCACGCUCGAGUGUGGUGAAGGGACGCGGGCGGGGGCCUCGGAGAGCUGCGGGAUGCCCUGGGGGGGGGGGCGGAAGUGGUAUAAUGGGGGGCGCGGGCAUGACGCUGUACCGGCGUGUGGGGAAUGGGUAGGCCGUGCCCCGUCUCUGCCUCACCCGGUCCCUGUCGCCGGUCGGGCUCCGUGGGGCGGAGCCCGGGGGGUGGCAGGGUGCUGAGCUCUCAUUGGGUUCAGUGAGAGCUGCCGUGGUCAGCAUCUCGGUUGGGGAUCGGCUGGGACCGUCCCCGUGGUGGGGGCAUGCUGGACCCACCACGUGCGGGGCUCCCCGGGGGAGAGGCACCGCUUCGCUGCAGCACGGCUGGGGCUGGGUUGGGUUUCGUUUCCUUUCUCCGUGCGCCGCGUCUAAGCUGCUCCCUGAGUCUGCCUGCUCAGUGUCGGGAGGGGACAGCUGAAACGCAGCAGACGUUACUUCUGUCAUAUGCAGCUAAACGGCUUCAAAGGGGCAGGUGAAUUAGCAGCAGGAGAUCUACACGCUUCCCUUAAAACCGUUCCCGCGAUAAGGAAGGCUGGGCAGACCCAGGCGGGAAGACGGGGCAACCUGGCUCCAUAGGAAUCAUUAAUGUGACAAGAAAAGGCGUACUUGUGGCACCUUAGAGACUAACCAAUUUAUUUGAGCAUAAGCUUUGUAGCUCACGAAAGCUUAUGCUCAAAUAAAUUGGUUAGUCUCUAAGGUGCCACAAGUACUCCUUUUCUUUUUGCGAAUACAGACUAACACGGCUGUUACUCUGAAACCUGUCAUUAAUGUGACAGUGACAUCUGGCCAGUAAACUAAUCAGUUGUGCUCCAAGAAACAGGGUAGGGCCAACUGGCUUUUGAAAACAGAGUAACAGCUUUAUUUUGGGUACAAUUUAAUUCCAUUCUCUUACCUGCUUGCACAUGUUUCUUUUAUACAGUCAAUUUUUCCAGCAGGGUUGCCAUUUUAAGGAAGGCAGAGUUUGCUGUUAAACUUCAGUGGCCUGACCAUCUGAGACAGGGAGGGAAGAGAUGUGGUACAGAGGACAUUCAGCUUGAGCAUUGUACUGAGCGUUUUCCCACCAGUUUGUGUCUAUGGUAAAAAUCUCUAGGGAAUCUACAUGAGUUGUGCAUUGUACUACAUUCUUCUUAGUUGUCUCCCCACAACAUAACUUUGUAUCCAGCAUCAGUUUUCUUUCAAAGGACCAGAAAGUCUGUAUUGUAUUAUCAAAUAGUUGAUGUGUUACCUUCUAUACAACUUUGAUGUAUUUUUUUAAAGUGAAUCCCCAAAAGACUGGAAUGACUAAACUGAAGUUACUUGUACACCGUUAAUUCAGGCCCCUGUAAAUAUUUAUUACAAUAUGGUACUUAACUUUAUGAUUGCAUACUCUAUUUGUGGGCCCCUGCCUUGUUCAUUGUGCAGGUUGUUCUCUGCACUGUGAACGCUUAAUUCUGCUACUCUGACUCAUGUUGAGUAAUACCAUAUGACUUAAGCAUUGAUCUUAGUGAGUAAGGGUAGCAGAACUGGACCCUGUGUAAAAAGUGUGUGACAUUUAUAUUUAAAUAGCUCACUGAAACAAGUGAAGUCGGGCUGUGUGUUAUACAGUUGCUAUGUCUGUUGGUGCAACACUUGCUUCCUCAAUGGAACUAAAACUUAUUCAAAUAUUUUAAACUAAGUAACUUGUAGAUAUGAGCUUACUGUGUUAUUUUGAUCCUCUGCAAUGAGUUCACUCUUGCCUUACUUCCUGUGCACCAGAGAUCAAAUUUUGCUCUGUUACUUCAGCGUAAAUUUAAGACAUGGAAUUCAGCUUUACUUUGUAGCAGUGUUGACUGAUGAAGUGUCCACAUAUAGAACCAGAAGACAAAGGGCCAACAAAAAUUACAACAGUAAGACACACUUGACAGAAGGGAGUGAAAGUGCAGUUGGCAUAGCAGAUGUAUCGUCUUUACUUCGACCAAGAAUAAGAGAGAGUCGACAGACAGAAUAUAGGCUCUCCAGUGCAAAAAGAGAUUUCAAAAGGAAUGAGUCAGAUGAGGAGGAGGAGGAGGAGGAGGAAGAUGAUGAAGAGGAUGCUGAUGGCUACAGUGACAAUGAAUCUGAAAAUGAUGGGGAAAAUUAUAAGAAUCAACCGCCAAGAGAUACCCCAACAGUUGUACAAAAACAACCAGUGUUUAACCAGAAGAUGACAUACAGGAGAUCAAGUGAAGCUGAAUCUCAAGUUCAACCCAAUACGCUGAAGCAUUUGCAGCCUGCAGCCAAAAAGCCUGUUGGACAGUCCAGUGCAGGAUGUUUUAGGAUGUGCAUUUUGGUAUUAGCAGUAGCUUCCAUUACUGUUAUAUGGUAUAUCUGGAAGAAUCAAUCCUCCAAGACUUUGCCAAGGGAAGAAAUCAAAGUUGUGCAAGCAUUUGCGACCCAGAUGAAGAAACUUGAGAAUGUCUAUCCAAAUCAGGAUCCAAGACUGUGGGAGAGAAUCCAAAUGUUCCUUAUAAAACGACUCAAUACCACCCAUCCUCACUCACAGCCUGCCAUCUUACUGCUCACAGCUGCUCAAGAAGCUGAAAAAUCUCUAAAGUGCUUAAGUAACCAGAUUGCUGAAGCUUAUUCCUCCUCUCUGAGUGCUGCCACAAUCAAGAUUGAUGGGGCUGCAAAAGCCAUGCUGGAUAGCGACGAUGUCAAGCUGGAAGUAGAUCAUGAACUAAGCUCCGGGUUCAAGGAAGGUAAAAAAGCAGCUGUGGUGCAUCGAUUUGAGUCUCUGCCUGCAGGCUCCACUUUGAUCUUCUACAAGUACUGUGACCAUGAAAAUGCAGCAUUUAAGGAUGUAACUCUUCUGCUAACUGUCCUUCUGGAUGAAGAGUCGCUGGGAAAGAACCUCAGCCUGCUGGAGGUUGAGGAGAGAGUGCGGGAUUUUCUCUGGGCCAAAUUCACCAAUUCAGACACUCCCAGCUCCUAUAAUCACAUGGACACAGAUAAGCUGAGUGGACUGUGGAGCCGCAUAUCCCACCUGGUCCUGCCUGUUUGGCCUGAAAAUGCUCUCCCUAAGGAGGGCUGCUAACAGAUGACUUAAAUCUGAGACCUGGAAGAAUAGGAAACCAGUGUUGUGGUGCCCGGGCAGUGCAGAACUUAACUGCUGAGCAGAGGCAGCACACGCUGUUCUCUCUGCAGAGCAAGGACGGGGAGGGUGAUUGCAUUUAAAGGAACUGGAGUUCUCUCUAGACAACUGGAGAGCGUACAUAUGGAGCACAGCUCUUAGGUGGCUCUCUCCUCAGUAACUUAUUGGGCCUAGUGCUCUGUAGGUAAAAAUGUCCUGCCCCAUUGUAGAGCCAUCCCUCUGUAUGUAAAGCUGUUCUUGUGUGCAGUAGACAAGCGUCCCUCUGCUGAAACUUUUUCCAGCAGUAGGUAGUACUGCCGUUGAGUAUGGCAAGAUAAUGGGAUCUAGCAGAUUCCAGACUCCUCUCCAGUCUCCUCUGCCUACUUCCAAUCUACCAGAAUAACAUUCCCCUCUGUUCUCGGAGGCUUAAUUUUAUUAAUUGGAGGUGGAGAUGGGGCUACAUGAAUCCAACCAUCGGCUUUCUUUCUCCAGCUGACCAUGGCCUUGGGUAUAAGUUGCCUCUUCAUGUUUCCUAGACUGGCUGAAUUGAAUAGAUGAUGAUGAUGAUGAUCUGGUUCAGGAGAGACUUCUCAAAGCUGUUUUUGUUCUGUUUAGAUGAGCCUUCCUCCCCUUCCCCCAGUUUUGGAGGCUGGGAUGAAUGAGGUGCAAGUGAUUGCUCUGGGCAUUAACACAUCAGUUAACAAAAUAACCCCUUAGUGCAUCUGCUCCCCAGAGCACCCAGGAAUCCUUUGUUCUGCAUCAAGUUUUAAGACUUACAAAUCUCAAGGAGGAAAUGUUAAAUGCUGUUCCAGUGUGUGCUAAAAAGGCCUCAUCAAACCCUUCUCAAAGGCCUAAGAUGUGUACAUUCUGAACAGAUUAUUUUGGCUAGAUCCAAAGGUUUUAUUUGAAAAGAGUAUUUUUACAUCGAGAGGAUUUGUUUAUUACUGUUGUAAGCCUUGUCCCAAAUGACUCCCCAUUUGUCUGCAUAAAACCUGCUGCUUCCUGUGUAAAUUUUAAGAAAAACAGACUUGAUAUGCAUGCGUUGACCAUAUUUUGAGUGCCUCAUGCCAAAAAUCCCUAAAAUUUACCACCGAUUAAAAAUCAUGUAUGUAUUUCUAUACCCACAGAAGAAUUGUCAUUCUUUCAUGCCUCUCUGCUGCCUAGUAUCUCAUCUUGGGUGUCUCUUGUUCCAGAUCCGAUCAGCUUUCUUGGAUUUGAAGGAGACACUGCUCAAAUUUAAGAUACAUUUUCUUACAAUAGCUGCCAGAUUGAUGGCACUCUAACACAUCCAUUACUCAAACGUCCCUUUGUCUUGCUAUAAAAGUCCUUAAAAAGGACUUAUCUGUAGGGGGUGAAAGGGCAGCUAAGUCCCCAUGCUGAGACUACCAGAAAAGACUCUGGUUUGUGAUCUGAAAUGGGCUGGAUUAAUGACUGGUGCAAGAAAACUCCAUAGACUUGGAGCUGUGACCACUUACGCUAGUGGUGGAUUUGGCCCUUCUUUGAGAGCUGGAAACUGAUGACUAAUUUGUUUUGUGUAGAGGUAUUUAUACAGCAGAGAGACAUGGAAGUGUUGCCAUUUUGUGUGUGUAAGAACAGCUCAUGAAGAAAAGUUUUAAAUGUUAUAAACACUUCAUUGGACAAGUGGUUUUUUAAAAUUGUAUGUUACUUACUAUAUUAGUUGAAAAUGACCAAUAUGAUUUGUAAAUAAUUUAAAGAAACUAUUUUAGUAACCAUUAGAAAUAAAUUUACCUAUUUGUUUUAUAA
This is a messenger RNA of Chelonia mydas (Green sea turtle), 4889 nucleotides long. Its product is annotated as torsin-1A-interacting protein 1. Bases 1758 to 3089 code for a protein of 443 amino acids. The record is from RefSeq and is a predicted model, not a curated record. Gene Ontology annotation, cellular component: membrane. Gene Ontology annotation, molecular function: ATPase activator activity. The transcript has 8 exons. NCBI's taxonomy places the organism in Eukaryota, Metazoa, Chordata, Testudines, Cheloniidae. Gene Ontology annotation, biological process: membrane organization.